AUGGCUUCCCAGAGCCGCACCUUGCCUGUGCUUGUGGCCGCUGCCUGCUGCGCGGCUGUGCUUCGCAGCUUCUGGGCACCGAGCCAGCAGACUUUCGUGGCACCUCAGCAGAGCGUGCACAUGGGCUGCCAGGCGUUGUCGGGUGGUGCUCUGGCCUCCGGCAAUGUGCCUGCCAUCGUGAACACAGUCCCCGCUCGCCCUGGUGUGCCCGCCCACUUCAAGGUAUUAGACGUUGAACUUUUCGCAACCAUGCCACCGACAAACAAGGAAUGCCCCGAGGACGUUUACAUCCUGGAUCAGGCUGAGGAGGAGGGCUUGGAGCUGCCCUACUCCUGCCGCGCGGGCUCUUGCUCCAGCUGCGCUGGUAAGGUCCUGGAGGGCGAGAUCGAUCAGAGCGAUCAGGCUUUCUUGGACGAUGACCAGAUGGGCGAGGGCUUCUGCUUGACUUGCGUGACUUACGCCACCUCGGACGUGACCAUCAAGACCCACUGCGAGGAUGAGCUCUGA
This is a messenger RNA of Symbiodinium sp. CCMP2592, 507 nucleotides long. NCBI's taxonomy places the organism in Eukaryota, Dinophyceae, Suessiales, Symbiodiniaceae. The record is from the annotation of a GenBank genome assembly.